AUGUGCACCGAUACCGAGGCGUAUAGAGAGUGGAUAGACAUUUUCGACACUGAUGUUUCUGUUAUAUGGAAUACUGAAAGGAAAGAACUGCAAAGAGCUGCUAUGCUGCUUGGAGCCCUGCAAAAGGAAUUCAAACGGGUUCAUGAAAAAGUCGAUUUGGAAUAUUCAACUUUGAGACAACAAUUGAAAAAUAUUGAUCAGUUAAAACAGAAAGCAAAGUCUCCCUGUCUGAAGAAAUCACCAAACUCUGUAAACAAAGAGAAUGAAGCUGUACUGGAUACAAGAAGUUCAUCAAGUUUGAAAAAUAGUUUUCACAUUGAAAGCCCAGAUCUGUUUAGAAACAUUGACAUAAACAAAGAUUUAGAAUCAGAAACAACUACCAACUCAUCCAUAAUUGAUCUCUCUUUAUCUGAUGAUGACAAAACAAAUAUAGAAAAAAGUCCUACUUUAAUUUCCAAGUGCAGAAAGCAGAAAUCAAAAUUUCCAAGAAUGCCCAAAGCAAAACACCAAUUGAUUCAAUUCAACACUCCUGAGUGUGUACCUAAAAAUAUUUUUAAAACUAGAAAAUCAGAUUUAGAGACUUCAAUUAUUGACUGUACUCCUGACUUAAAGAUCAAGAAGUCAGAUAGUAGGGUUGGUGAUUUUUUGAGUAAGAAAAAAUGCCAGAGAACUAAGAACAUAUCCACCCUCACACAAAUGUUUGCCAACACUCCAAAACCUAAAUCAAUCAAGAAUCAAAAGACUGAUGAUGCCAUUGAUUCAGAUGAAACUUGUAUUGAUGGUAACAAAAGUAAAUCAAAAAUGAGCAUCACAGAUCUCCUGAAAUUCGUUAAUGAAGAUGAGAAUGAGACUGAAGAGAAUGUACCUGAUGAUCUUGAUGAAUCUGGAUUAGAAGAGAUGGACUCUAUGCAGGAAUCAGACCAAUUCUCUAAUGGUGCUUUUUUAGAUGAAGAUAUAUGUCUUGAAGCAUCAUCACCAAAGAAACCAAAAUUGGUUGAACCUGAGCCUAUAGUGAGAGGUCAUGCUCGAAAAUUAUUGAAUGGAUUUGCUUGCAAAGAAUGUCAUGAUUUUUAUGCUCAUAUGAAAUUGCCUCCAGAGGAGUUACAGAAAAAAAUGGAUGAGUGUUCAAAACACAGAUAUACCUAUAGACCUCCUGAUGAAACAAUACCAGGAUUUUGGGACAUGACAAUUCCAUCGCAAAAAUGA
Molecule: messenger RNA, 1206 nt
Organism: Phaedon cochleariae (mustard beetle)
Lineage: Eukaryota; Metazoa; Arthropoda; Insecta; Coleoptera; Chrysomelidae
Source: the annotation of a GenBank genome assembly